AUGGCGGCAGUGGAUUUGCGGCACAUACUCUUGGAUUUGCUGCCGUCGUUUGAUAUGAAGGAGCGAUGUCGAGAGCUAGGUAUCCAACAUCAUCUGCAGAAGAUUAUUCCUGACCUUUGGGCCAUCAAUGCAGUCAUUCGGGACGCGACGAUGGGGGCGUGGACGCAGCCGGACGUGGAGAUGUGGAUGGCGGAUGCGGGUGCAGCCAUUGCGGACGUCCACAACCUGCUUGACCGGAUCUUGGAGUGGCCGGGGAGGGUUACGGCAUCGUCGAAUCCCUUGUUGCGCUCCUUCCUCGGCAUCCGAGUGGCUUUUCGUCUUUCUAUUCUGCAGGAGCUCAAGGAGAUGGGGCUCAGGUUGAAGGAGCUCGUCCUUUGGGGGUCUGCCUUGGACCUCCGGAAGGAGAUGAUGGAUGCCAUGGAUCCAUGCGAUGAAGAGUACUCCUAUGUCCUAGGAGAUGAAGUGGUGGGAAGAGAUGAGGACAGAGAUAAUAUUAUAGAGAUCCUUCAGCAGAAUCAAUCAUCCAGCAACAACGGUGAGCCCUUCGUCAUUGUCAUCCAUGAUGAAUGGUCGUUUCGAUCAUUCCCCAUAUCCACGGGGAAGAGAACACUGGCUCGGAUGAUUUACCACCACCCCUGGGUGCGCCAACAUUUCCAUCAUCGAAUCUGGGUGGACGUUUCCUUCGACUUAUCUUGGGAUCAACUAAGCAUCGGGAGAGAAUUUGCAAGAUGUAUCACGGGAGACUCGUGCGACCAUCUGCAAUCACACCAAGCUAUCUGGCUACUUGUGAAUGAACGGCUCGGCCAAAGAAGAUACUUGCUCAUUUUGAAUGACAUAUACUAUGAUUAUAUCGAAGAGGGGUUGAAAGACAAUUGGGAUCAACUAAAGCACAACCUGUUGCGUGUGGGUGGAAUCGGAAGUACAGUGAUCAUCACCACCAAAUACAGUACAAUAUUUGGGUCGAGAGACUACUCGUUGGCUGGCCUAUCAAAGGAUGCUUGGAUAAAAUUGUUCAUGAGAGAGACAUUCAUUGGAUCAGCGCAGGACAAAGAGAACACUUGUACCAUAAAUUUGCUACUUCAAUUUGCGGAGCAACAAUACGAAACACUUACGGACAAAACAAUUUAUGACAACAUAAUUAAGGGCUUUCCCUUGCUGGCAAAGACGUUGGGCUCAAUAUUCAGGUACACCGAGGUAAGUCGAUGGCAAGAAGUAGCAUAUGAUUUGUCUUGUCACUCAGAUGUUUGGCGUCCUUACUCAAAUGUUAAACACCAUCAGCAUUUUAAAUUAAUGAGCCUCCAAAAUCUUUCAACUAAACUUGCACGAUUACGACUCUAUGGCUCAUUGUGCAAUUUAGGUUGGUCUGAUUAUUCAAAGGAAGAUUACAUGCUUAUGAUGAUCGCUGAAGACCUUAUGCUACAACAAUCAUUUGAUGUUGAGAAGAUGAAUCGAUUGAUCAAUGAAAUUGAGUUACGAUUUUCAACGUUGGAUUCAGAUUACUGUAUGAGGACAAGGAUUGGUCAAGAUUCAAUAAGAAUCCCGGAACAAUGUUGCCAUCUAUGUUUAGUUGUCGAUUCUGAUUCUAAUUCUGAUGCUACAUCGACAUUUCUAACCGCCUUAUCAGCAGGGGUCACAAAGAGAUUAAGAACUUUGAUUUUGCAAACGGAGGAAGAGAUGGCUGAAAACGAUCAAAAGUGUCAGAUCAAAGAGAUCCCAGCAGCCAUGUUUACAAAUUUGGUACACUUACGGAUAUUACAUUUAUCACAUUGUAGGAUCCAACAAUUACCUAAUACAAUUGCCAAGUUGGUUAGCCUGAGAUACCUCAACCUUUCCUACACCGAGAUCCAAUCACUUCCUAAAUAUCUCUCAAACCUUCAAAAUUUGAAGAUCUUAAAGUUGGCUCAUUGUGAAAAAUUUCAAAAACUACCCGAAUGGAUCUACAAACUCAAAAAUUUACUGAUUUUAAAACUAGCUUACUGUCAGAAGCUUCAGAUGCUUCCUGAGUCAAUCAUCGCUCUUACAAAUUUACAAGAGUUAGAUGUCGAAGGCUGUCAAUCAUUCAUGAAAUUACCUGAAGGUUUGGCUAUCAUGAAAAAAUUGACAAUGUUAAAUGUUGACAAAUGUGUAUCCUUGACUCGAUUGCCCCAUGGAAUAGGACAAUUGACUAACCUCCAAAAGUUAUCAGUGCAUGCUACAGUUGAUAGCCUUGCAAGUGUCAUCCUAGAGUUGCAGAGUUUAGUAAAUCUUAAAGAACUUCGUCUGAAAAAACUUAAUGGACUAUCAAGCGUGGAAGAUACUCGAGCCUUAAAGCUCCAGGAUAAAAUAUUACUCAAGUGUUUCACAUUAUGUUGGGAGUGGUGGGAUAUGGAAGUUGCAUUAGUUUCUGAUGCAACAUUAUUACAUGAGCAGGUAUUGGAAGACCUUCAGCCUAACCGAGCUUUAGAGAAAUUAGAAAUUGCUUCUUAUAUGGGGAAGAAACUUCCGAGCUGGAUGGCGUGCAAAAAAGAAAAUCUGUGGCAUUUGACAGAGAUCAAGCUUGUCAAUCUAAAGAAAUGUGAAAGGCUACCACCGCUUGGACAACUACCUAAGCUUGAGACUGUUGAGAUAAGUGGCAUGGAUUCAAUUAGUGCAGUGGAUGAUGCAUUUUACGGUGAUGGUAAUGGUAAUGGUGACAUAUUUCCUAGAUUGGAAUCACUCAUUUUCUCAGAAAUGCCUAUGCUGGAGAGAUGGCUGAAGGCAAAAGGUAAAGGUGACAUGUUCCCGAGGCUUUUGACGUUGAUACUAAUCCAGUGUCCAAAAUUCAAGGAAUUGCAUGUGCCACUUAUAAGAAGUGGAUUUUCAUUAUCACUAUGGUUGAAUAAUGACAAGUUGCUGAGCUCUGAAUUUGUAGGUUGGCAGAACCUUAAAUAUGUCGAUGUGUUGGAGAUAAUGGGGUGUGAAGAGCUGAGGUGCUUACCACAGGGAAUCAAGCAUCUCAAGUCCCUUUAUCAGUUGGAGAUUAUCCGAUGCAACAAUUUGAUCUCUUUGCCGGAUUGGUUGGCAGAACUCAAAUCUCUUGAAUACGUGAUUGUACAAGAUUGCGCCAUGCUGUCAUUCAUUCCCGAGAGGCUCAAACAAUCGCCCCGUUUUCACAUUUGGAUUGAAGGCUGA
This is a messenger RNA of Musa acuminata AAA Group (dessert banana), 3150 nucleotides long. Its product is annotated as putative disease resistance protein RGA4. The transcript has a single exon. Gene Ontology annotation, molecular function: ADP binding; protein binding. Gene Ontology annotation, biological process: defense response to fungus. Bases 1 to 3150 code for a protein of 1049 amino acids. The record is from RefSeq and is a predicted model, not a curated record. NCBI's taxonomy places the organism in Eukaryota, Viridiplantae, Streptophyta, Magnoliopsida, Zingiberales, Musaceae.